Lagopus muta (rock ptarmigan) is the source of this 1996-nucleotide messenger RNA. RefSeq names its product activating signal cointegrator 1 complex subunit 1 (gene ASCC1). The record is from RefSeq and is a predicted model, not a curated record. Gene Ontology annotation, cellular component: nucleus. Gene Ontology annotation, biological process: regulation of DNA-templated transcription; DNA alkylation repair. The transcript has 10 exons. Gene Ontology annotation, molecular function: RNA binding. NCBI's taxonomy places the organism in Eukaryota, Metazoa, Chordata, Aves, Galliformes, Phasianidae. Bases 510 to 1574 code for a protein of 354 amino acids.
UGCGUGUGUGGAGCGAGGUCUGGGGGAAUGGAAGCCAUGUGGCGGCGAGCGCCGCGGCUCGGCACGCAGCGUGCACGGGAGCCUCGGGAGCGGGCUCUGUGCCUACCCUGUCAGUGCCGUGGUAGCGCUCCCACAAACGCUCCGACGCAGGGCGGCGUGCUGCUGGAGCUCUUGUUCGCUGGCGGGAAUCUGUUCUAAAAGCGCCUGGGCAAGCGGAGUUGUUGCACGUAACCGUUUCGGUGGCGUGUAUAGGUUUGAGGUCUGACCGACCGUACUGCUUGCCCUGCUGCUGCAUGCCUGCAUGUGUUUUCCACAGCGAAAAUCAGCCCGCAUCUCUCUGGAGCACGUCCAGGAUUGCCUACGUUUGUCUCAAACUCGGUGUAUUUUUUUCAUGGGGAAUCUUGUUUUCUGUAUUUUCUGUGGAAAUAAAAGCACCAUGUAAGCUCUGAGAAACACGGGGUCCACACAGAGUGGUGCACUGAGCUCACUGUCCUUGGAAGAGCAGUGUGAUGGAUGUCCUACGGCCCACCCUGGUCAGGAUCGGUGGGCGAGUGUACAGGAAGAACGUCAUUCACGAGCAGGUCCAACAGCAGGAGGAGGAGGACUUCUACACAGGGCCCAGUGACUGUGCGGAUGAACCAUGCGAUGCCUUUGUGGUGGAAGAGACUGAGAAAGGCUUCCAGUGCAGAGUGGAGGUUCCCAGCCCCUUAUACAAGUACAUAAUAGGGAAGAAAGGAGAAACCAAGAAGAGACUAGAAACAGAGACUCGAACCUCAAUCAGCAUUCCCAAGCCUGGAGUGGAAGGAGAAAUUGUGAUCACAGGGCAGCAGCGUGGCGCCGUCAUCUCGGCCCGGACACGCAUCGAUGUUCUUCUCGACAGCUUCCGUAAGAAGCAGCCCUUCACACACUUCCUGUCCUUCGCUCUCAACCAGCCCGUCAUCCAGGAGAAGUUCCUGCAGUUCAAAGAGGAGGUGCUGGAGAAAUGCUCACAGGAUCACGGGGUCAGCAGCAGCCUGUUCCAGAACCCUGCAAAGCUCCACCUGACGCUGGGGACGCUGGUGCUGCUGAACGAACAGGAGAUCCAGAGAGCGUGUGACCUCCUGCAGCAGUGCAAAGAAGACUUUGUAGACCAAAUUACGGGAGGCAAGCCUCUGAGCGUGGAGGUGACUGGGGUGGAGUACAUGAACGACGACCCUGCCAUGAUGGAUGUCCUUUAUGCCAAAGUUCACAUGAAGGAUGGCUCAGACAAGCUGCAGAUGAUAGCUGAUCAGCUGGUGGAGAGGUUCGUGGCCUCAGGUUUGAUGCUUAGGGAAUGGGAUAGGGUGAAACUGCACGCUACUGUCAUGAACACGCUAUUCAGGGAAGACCCAAGCGGUGCUGAAGAGCGAAGCAACACAGUGACUGGUAAAUCAUCCUUCAAGGAGAGGGAGUCGUUUAAUGGGCGAAACAUCCUCAAGCUCUUUGAGAACUUCUCCUUCGGCGAGGCGCAGCUGGACGCGGUGCUGCUCUCCCAGCGCUACUCCUCGGAUGCCUCUGGGUACUAUGGCACAGCAGGGCGGCUGCUACUGCACUGACCAGGGGACGGUUGCUGCACAAGUGAUGGAGAGUAGUGGCUGCGCGUGGCUCGGGGGCACCUUCUGCCUUGUAGCAUGGCUGUACUGCAGGGGGGAGCCCGGGGCUUGUGGGGGGGUGUGCGAUCCCUCUGCCGUAUUCGGCCACAGUGAGAGCUCAGCUCCAGCAGUGUGCCUGCCUGGUAUCGGCCUACAAAUAAAGGAGUUUUGUUUACGGGCAAGCAUUUGUCUCUUGUUUCAGUGAUGGCUCCUGUGCUUAAGCUCACGGCAUAGGCAGGACUGCUCCCCCAGGCAGCUCCACUGCCCAUCCGUGGCGCUGUGCACCUCCAGGGAUGGAGCACCCACAGCUCUGGGCAGCAGUGCCGGCACCUCGCCGCCCUCUGUGUGAAGAAUUUCCUCCUGUCACCUAAGCUAAAUCUCAGAUC